Messenger RNA from Rotaria socialis, 816 nucleotides. The record is from the annotation of a GenBank genome assembly. NCBI's taxonomy places the organism in Eukaryota, Metazoa, Rotifera, Eurotatoria, Philodinida, Philodinidae.
AUGAGAGUAGGUGAAGUGACUUUUCUUGAAGACAAAGAUUUUUUUCAUUUUAAAAAUGAAUGUAUCAGUGAUGACGGUUGGAAUGUAUGCUAUGAUAAAUCAGCGUGCCGAGUAUCAACUAAGAAAAAUUCCUUGUCCAACUUUGAUGUUCUUCGUGUUCAAUCAGAAUAUAGUGACAUUUCAGCUGAACUACUUUAUGAUGUUAUACAUGAUGGUGAUUAUCGUCCAACAUGGGACACAGCUAUGUUAGAAGGAUAUGAAUUGUGCGCAGUCGCACAUAAUAGUGAUAUUGGAUAUUAUUCAAUGAAAAGCCCACCACCAUUUUCAAAUCGGGACUUCGUUACACAACGAUCUUGGCUCGAUUGGGGACAUGACCACGAUAAAAUUAUUAUCAAUCAUUCUGUAAAUCAUUUACGUGAACCACUGCGUAAAAAUUGCGUACGUGGAAUUUCGUACUUAACUGGUUAUCUACUUGUGCCAACGGGACCGUCAUCAUGUAAAUUCUAUUAUAUGACACAAUCUGAUCCUGGAGGUAAUUUACCAGCAUGGGUAGUCAAUAGAGCAUCUAAGGUUUUUGUACCUAAAUUGAUGAAAAGAUUAGCUAAAGCAUGUAGUAAAUAUGAGAAAUGGAAAGCUAAAAAUCAACCAUCAUUUAAACCAUGGUUAUUUCCCGAACAAAUGAAUGUAGGAAAUUACAAUCCAGCCGAUGUUGGACAACUUGAUACGAAAGAAACAUUAACUGCAUCGGCUAAUAAUAAUGAAGCAGCUGUUCAAGAAAAUUCUGUUCCAGAUACUAAUUUAGAACAAGAUGAUUAA